This is a messenger RNA of Moneuplotes crassus, 11818 nucleotides long. NCBI's taxonomy places the organism in Eukaryota, Ciliophora, Spirotrichea, Euplotida, Euplotidae. The record is from the annotation of a GenBank genome assembly.
GUUAUAUAAUUAUUUAAGCCAAAGGAAAUGUUUGAGAAAUACUUUAAGUCAAUCCUCAUGUCUGCCCUAGGAGAGUUCAUAGAGGAUUUUACUGAUAAGGACGUUAAGAUAGACAACUGGAAUGGAAAAGUCAUUAAAGAGAACCUUAUACUUAAGAAAACUGCACUGAUGAGACUUUCGAAAUUAAUAGGACUCCCUCUGGAAGUCACUGAUGGAUACGCUCAGACUUUAAUGGUCCGAAUCCCAUGGAACAGGCUAUGGAAAGAACCUAUAGAAAUUUUAGUCGAGAAUGUCUAUGCAAGCUGCAAUGUUACAGCUGAAUACUCUCAAGAGUUUGCUGAAGAUAUGCUUCUUCAACACAAAGAUAGGAUCAUAAAUAAAAUUCUGAAAAACAUCAAGCAGAAUCAAGAAGAGAGUAAAGAUGAGAAGAAGAGCAGUGGUCUCUUGUAUGGAUACGUCAAGACCAUCCUUGACAACAUCAAGAUAAAAGCUACCAAUAUUCAUCUUAGAAUUGAGGAUAUGGAAGCUUCAAUGAAGAACAAAGCCUUCAGCUUUGGAUUCAGAUGUGAUCUUAUUGAAUAUAGCAGGGUAACCAAAAGCGGAGACGAAAAUUUCGACAAGAAUGGAGAGAAAGCUGUUAUUCCUAAGCUGAUCCUUAAUGGACUUGCUGUCUAUUGGAUGACAAUGGAUAACUACAUUAUCAGACCACUUAAUAUCAAAUGGCUUGGGACCUCGGUGACAAUCACUCCAUUGAUAGUAACUGUGGAUAUUAACAUUCUGAACAAUUUCAGAGCUCUCUCCAAGCUGAUGACCUAUCAUAAUCAAAAUAUAGAAAACAAGCUGGUCUAUGUCAACAGGCCAAAUUAUCUUGAAAAGGUGAGAGGAAAUGCUAAGAAGUACUGGAAGUUCGCUAUCACUAACGUAAUCAACAUAAUCAGGAGAAAAAAGGCUAACUUUGACUCAAUUCAGAAGCAAUAUGAGAUGUCAAAAUUACAAGAAAUGCUAUUACUGGAGAGUAUCUACGGGAUGAGCAUGGUCUCAGUGAAGCAAUACUAUUACUCCAAAGGAACCGAGCCCAAGCUUCUCAUCUUUGAAGGCACCAACCAUGAGAAGGAAUUCACAGACUUAGAGCAGCUUAAACUGGAAAUCAGAAGGGUGAAAAUAUUAUUAGAUGAGAAGAAACUAGCUUUCUGUCAGGAUAGGGCCAACAGAAGAUUUGAAAUGAUCAAGCAAGAAAUUGAGGAAAAUGAAAAUAAAAGAUCAAAGUGGACCUCAUGGCUUCCAGGCUUCGGCAAGCAAUAUACAAAUACUACCGAAGAGAAUAAGGAGGAUAAUGGCGACAUGUUCAUGGAUGAGCAAUUUGAAGAAGCCAUUGAUAGGUACACAGAAAUUAUCAAUAAGAAAGAAGAAGAUAAGGAAAAUGAUGAAAUACUCUAUCACUUCACAAUUGCUCUCCCUCUCUUUGAGCUCUUCCUAUGUAAUAAGAAGACUCCUUCUUCACAGCCACAAGUAUUCUGAAGGCUUAGAAUGAACGAAAUUAACUUCCAGAGAUCCUCCAUUAAUGGAAGAAUAGACUACCUCUUUGCCAUUGAUGAUAUUGAGAUAGUCAAUGAAGAAGCCAAACUUAAGAACUUUGAUACCAUCUUUAGAAGAAAACCAAAAGGAAUAGACUUAACUGAAGAUGAAAGUGAUGAGUUCCUCUCAAGACUCAACUCUGAUUAUGAUGACGAAAUGGAUUCAUUUGAAACAGAAAGUAAUCUUGGACUGUUUAAGAAUAUUGCCAAAAUGAAGGAUUCUCAAGAACAAUUUACAUUCUCUGAAGUGCUAGAUGAUCCGAUGCAGCUUCUUAAUAGCCAGGCAAACCCACCUUUGAUCCUUUUAAAUCUAACCUAUACUAGAGUUUCUUCCAAUCAAAUAGAUGAUGAAAACAACGAAUCAAUCUCAAAAGAUUUGCACUCUUUUGAAAAAUAUGAUUCUUCUUUGAAACUCUAUGUGCAACAUUUUGAGAUCUACAUGGAUAAGCUUAUGGUUGGAACGAUGCUCAAGAACUUCAUUAAACUCCAACAUGACUUCAUGUCCCUAGAAUCAAACCAGCGCCAAUCAUCUCAGUCAGACACUAACCUGAACACUUCAAUAUCAAGCUUAAAUCUGAGCAUGCACAAAGAAACGUCUAUCUCAACUCUGGUUAGAAAAAAUUCUCCAGCAAAGGAGUCAUAUAAAAGUAUUAUGGCUAAUUUCGGAGGAGUCUCUGUCUUUACCCCUAACACUGAGACAUUCGAGCAUGACUCUAAUAUCCUAUGCUUUCAUCUCGGAGAAAUCAAAAUUAUUAAAGGAAACCCUCAAAUCGACAGAGCACGCAGGCUCCUUGAAGAUGAGACUGAGUUUUCCUUUAAGCAUGUUCUUGAUAGGAAUAAAGCCAUUAUGAACACACUCAAUUGUGCAGAGACUAUCAAACAACUCAAGCUUUGUAAAAAUACCAAUAGUGAGCAAGUCACUUAUGAAGUAAAUGACAUUAAUGUUGCCCUUUGUGGGAUAUCUCCGGACAAUUCUGAAUUUUCAGAGGAAAUUAAGAUCAUCAAGAACUUUGAUGCAAAAGUUAUUUACGAUACUCCAAUAUCUGCAGAAGCUGACCUCACCGCAAAAAUAUACCUAGAGCUUGAUAGAAUCGAGUUUGUGAUUAAUAAGAUCCAGCUCUCUAAUCUAAUUGAGCUAUCUCAAGCAUUCCAAGAAGAUAUUAACAAAAUAUCAAGUUUAGCAGUUAGCAAGGCUAAGCUAGGCUGCGAUCAAGAUGCUAAACAAUCCUUACUCAACUCUUCAGGACUCCAUAGUCUUUCGCUAAGAUAUAGCUUAACUGCUCAUAACCAUGAGAUGUCUCAUCCUCCAAUUGAAGAGUCCAAACUCCUUGAAGAAAGCUCCGAUGACGAUGAAAAGUUCUUCGAUGCCUAUGAUGGCUUAGACGACCUAGACAAGGACAUCUACAAUCAAAUUCAAAAUAAAUAAGACUUCUACAGGCCCUGAAUUCGAGCAAAUAAAUAAGAGGAAAUCGGAAGAAUUAGCUAAAAAGUCUAGCAAAGCAAAGUUCAUAAUUAUAUCAGAAAUGAGAGGUUUCACACUCUCAAUGAUGCACACAGAAAGAGACAUAAAUUUAACCCCAAGAUCUAUUUCAGCAGAAGAGUCCCCUAUUUUUAGUGUAAAGAUGAACGUUCUCAGAAUCGGAGCUAUUCAGAGCCAAGAGUCUCUCAAAUCAGCAUUUCACAUCCAUUCUUUCCAAGUACAGCAUUAUAAUUCUAAAGUGUUGUACUCAAAAAUUGAUUUUACAGAAGAUCAUGAUCACUAUGAAGAGAGUAAGAGCAAUCAAUCUUACUCAAACAAUCAGUCGAACGCAGAUGAACCUAUUAGGCAUGAACUAGCGGAUCACUUCUUAACCUUGUCCUUUGUCCAGAAUAAAAACAACAUCAUUGUAUCUAAUUCAACAGUGAAGAUUUCUCUUGGAAGUGUAAAAUUCGAUAUUGAUAAGAAAUGUGUUGAACACGCUCUAGAUAUUAUCCCUGCACAACUUGAAUCGCUAUCUAAAGCAACCGAUAAAGUAGCAAAUACUCAUAUAGGCUCUCCUCGUGGGUCUUUUAAAGAGGAAAAAGGAUACGAGUUUAAUCAAAUGCCUACUCUUCUCCGUUCAGCUCAUCAGAUUAAAUCUGGAAGAGCAAGACAUAAUUCCUUUAUCAAAAAUUAUGUAGAAGACAAAAACAUGAGUGAGCAAAGCAGCUAUUUUAACGAGCAAGACCAUGCCAAUGAAGAAGAGACAACUACAACUAACUUAUCAAUCAGAAUUCAUUUAGACUCAAUUCAAGGAAAAUUCAAGAUUGGGCCUAGCACUUCAGUAGAAAUGAUCAUAGCAAAAGUGCAGGGCUCUUGAGUGCUCUCCAAUGGUGCUCUCACCUCCUUCGACCUUAAAAUCCAGCAAUUUGGUCUGAUAGCUCCCUCUCUGAUCAGGCUGAGCAUAACUCCUUUAAGAGAUGACACUACAAAUGCACUAGAAAUAGGAUAUAUGUUCAACAUAAACGAGGAUCACAUGUACACAGAGAACAAAACAGUGAUCAACUUGGAUAAUCUAGUUCUCACUAUUUCCACAAACACCAUUAAAACAGUGCUUACUGACCUAGAAGACUUUCAGAGCCUUUUCAAUCAAGAGAAACAGCUUCAACAACCCCAAUACAUCAAUCAAGAAAUAAAGAAAAGUCAGAAAUUGUUCAAAGAAUUUAUUUUUGAAUACAAAGCCAUAGAUAUCACCUUCCAAAACAAAGAUGAUUUAAUUGGGGUUAAUUUUAGCACUUCUAGAGGUCUUUUUAGCAAGAACAACCAGGGUACCAGCCUCAACACAGAAAAUGCAAAUAUCUCCCUCAAGAAAACAAAUGAUUUAUCAGAAAGUGAACAGAGAACAUUUCCUGUGAUGAAGUUCAACAGAAUAUUUGCCAAAGUAUCUACCAAUGAAAAGAGCAUGAAGAACAGCAACUACUUCAAUAAGCAGGCAUUCAAAAUCAAAGAAAUAUCAAUCACACUUUGAGAACAAUAUCUGACUAAUAUCCAUCAGUUUAUUGAGGACAAGAUUCCGCAGAUAGAUCUGAUUCUUGCUCGAUUCGCUCCGGAGGCUUCCCCCUCCCAAACUUCUGAUGAAUACUCUUCAGUCAAUACUUCGAAUGGAGAAAAGACUAUUUCUGAUCAGAAUAAAAACUCCAAUGAAAAUUCUAACUCUAAGACAAAUUCUAUAAAAGAGCAAUUCCAAAACUUUGCUCCAAAAGAUGAAGACAUUUCUUCUCAUAAAGGAAGUGCAAAAUCAAAACGUAACUUUAUUGAAAAGCAUGCUUUCAUUUCUUCAAAAUUCCAAACAAGCCUGGCUGCUAACCGCUGAGAGGCUCUUCUUGACUACAAACUCAUCACCAGCACCCAAAUCUCCAUCCAAAAAAUCACCCUAAAGUGGAACCACAAGUACUCCAUGGAUUCCGACCAGUUAUCAACAGACCUUCUCAACACGCCUAGUUUAAAAUCUCUUGCUGUACCUUCACAAGGCCCUCUUUUGCUCUCCAGUCAGAACCUUCUGAAGCUUCCUUCAGAUUCAGAUUCCAUUUCUCUUUCCCUGGUGGUUACUAGUAAAGCUCUGUUCUUAGGCUUACAAAAAUGGGAACUUGUUAGUGAAGACACCUCAAUAUCUCAGAGUGAAAUUGCUACUAAUCAGAUAUAUUCCUUUGUAAAUCCUCAUGUUCAGAUUACCAAAGCUAGUGUUGCUCAUUUUAGUAUUUGAACGCAAGUAGGCAAUGAGCAGCAUUCUUUGAUGACUUCAGGAAGCCAGGAACGUUUCUUAGAGUUUUAUCUAUGGAGCAAGCGUAAAUAUGAUAAUUCAGAGACUGAAGGUCGAAAAAUCUUGAAGCUUUCAGAAAAACAGAAAGUUAACCUUAAUAUCGAUCAAAUCACACUUUGUGCUAACAAAGAUGUUAUUCAAGAAACCUCAGAAGUUACAGAAGAAGCUAUCAGAAUGUACAAAAUUCAUGAGGAGAGGUUAAAAGACAAAAUUAACAAAUGGAAUAGCUCUUCUACUCAAGAAUCCCCAAAAGACUCAGUUGAAUCAACAACUCUUAAGCAGAAAGUCGUCAGGUUCCAUUGAGCGAAAAUAGCUGCAAUUCUUUCAGAAAUCUCGACUGAACAGGAUACUCUUGAAAGAAUGAGCGAAGAGAUUGAAGAUUCCUGAAGCUCUAACUUUAUGAGAGAUAGUACCAAGUAUGAUCUUGCAGCUAGUGAGAAAAACUCUGUCUACUCAAGUAAUAUUGGAUUUGGCAAAUCUCAAUUCGAGGACAGUAUUGAUCUUGUCUGCUUCGAAGUCACAAAUGCAAGCUUUAAGUUUGACCUCUGCCCAAAGAACAAUAUGCGAGAUAAUCCUAAGCUUAGUGAACUAUUCAAAGAGCACUCAAUUCCAGAAAUCAAAGGAAACUUCGACCUUGAGUUCUUUGGAUAUAACAUUGAAGAAAUCUCAAAAAUAAAGAUUUUGUACCAAACUAAAAUAAUGCUUUCUGCUUGUUCCAUCUUCGAAGAACAGGAAAAUAAGCAUAUCUUGCUAAAAUUCUUGAACAUAAAGUGAUCGGCAAUUGAGCUUGAAUCUAGCCUAAAUAUUCUACUGGAAAUCACUAACAAAACAAGUGCUUUGGUUGACCAAGCGAAGGAAAGAAGUCGACAAAUAAUGGCUCUUCUGGAGGCAAAGACUGAUGAGAGCGCUAAGAAGACUGAGCAUUCAAGGCAAAUAAAUAUAUCAAGAGCUGAUUGAUUCACUAAUCAAAUUGACUACUCUUUCGAAUUUGGUGCAGAUGAAAUUUAUAUUGCUAUUCUCAAAGAAAAUCGCAAGAAUAAGAUUCAAUGGAAGUUUCUACCCCUCUUUUCGGUAGAGAUCUUCGAAGCAAAAAUUGUUGGCAACAUUGAGACAGAAGUGACCCAAAGAAAUCAGAGCAGUCGUGUCAUAAAACAGAAGAAGCAAGAAGUGAUAUUGCCAGCAGUAGUUGAGUCCAAAGUACUCUCUAAGAAAGCUGAACUCUCUACCAGUGCCACACUUUAUUACUUUAGUUUCAAACUCAACUUCUAUGAACCGUUUAUUGAGAGGUUUGGACUAGUUGCCAGUUAUAAAUCCGAUGAGCAGAGUAAGAGCAUUUACAUAGAAAUCGAUGAAAGCUUGCCUCUGAAUGUCAAUUUGAGCACUGCUUUAUUUGAGAAUAUUAUUGUCUGUACAACUUAUCUUAAUGAAUGUAUGAUUAAGCACGGAAUGAAACCAGAAAUGAAGAUGAAUUCCCAAACUAAAAACUCUCUUUUGAACCUUGAGUCAAACAGAAAUAGCUAUGACUAUAAUUAUUCGAUAGAAAAUUUAACUGGAGAGGAGAUCCUGGUUGCAACAAGAGAAACUGACGAAUAUGUUUCUGUUAAUGCCAGUCAAGUUAUGAUGCUCGAUUUUAGCAAUAAAUACGAGGAAGCAAAACCUGGAUUAGCACCUAAAUUAAGCAACAACAGAACCACUUCUCAUAUCAAGAGCCCUUACAGAAAAGAAAACUUCAGAAUUCAGAGCAGUUUAGACGAGAGAGCCAUAAAGGUUUACCUCUUCAUUCCUAGUCUACACUCUGAAGAAUCAUCGAAGAUAGAAGAAAAUGAAAACUCUGAGAGGAUCAUUAUUGAUCUCUAUGAACUCCAACAUCGCCAAUGCAUUAAAUUUGAAGUAGGAGAUAAACAGCAGUUCUAUUUUCUCUGUCAUGAACAGAAGUCAUCCAAUGAUCAAAGAAAACUCAUUUUACGCUCCCCCAUUCAGAUUAGGAACACUCUCCAAGUUCCUGUUGAAAUUAAAUUUGAGAAAGCAGACGACUCAUACAGCCAAAAGGCUAUGAUACGGAGAGAUAGUGUCAACGAAUAUAACGACUCAACUGCUUUUAAGCUUUAUCUCGGCCCUGACUCAACCUCAGUAGUUCCAAUAAGAAUGCUAGACACUGACAAAACAAAAUACAAUGAUUUUUGCUUCAGACUAAGACCAAUCACUCUUGAUUCUAAAUCAGAUCAACAAGAAAUGGAGCAAGCUAAUUCAGAAAUAACAGAGUCAUUUGAUUGGUCCAAUGAAGCCAAAUUUGGAAUAGGAUCCUGCACUGAGCGCCAGCUGUUUGAAGCUCGACCAAUCACUUUACAAUGCAAAUCUCUUGACGAAGAAGAGGGUGAUGAAAAUAUCUAUCUAAGCACUUCUUUGACCACAAAAGUAAUGAACUCAAGAGAUGUGAUCAGGUUUAUCAGUAUCAAUGCUCCAUAUAAGAUACUCAACUCGCUUCCAUUUGAUAUGAGGAUCUUCCUCAACCCAGGAGAGUAUCCACAAGAUAAGCUUCUGUUCCAGAAUCCGAAUCUUACCGAUUUGCUCUCUAAAUCAAAGCCUAAAGAGGAAGUCAAGACGAUCCAAAGAACUUCUGAGUAUAAAGUUCCAAACUUCGAAAAGAGCACCAAAGGGCAUCAAAAGUUCAACUCUAAGUCUCAACACAAAAAGGAUUACACAAUUAUAACAGCAAUAGAAGAAAACAAAGAAGAAGAUGAAGAUGAGUCUGAUUAUGAAAACUCAAAUUUUGGACCAUCAUUCGAUCACCCAAGCUCUCACUUGUUCCCAUUUGUUGACAUCAAAUCUAGUCACGAAGUGAGUCUAGUUGAUACAGAGCCCAGUCCAGACUUGUCAAUUUCUAUCCAACCUCCAAUGUAUCGGGCCUCUAACUUCCUCAAUAUCACAAGCGAGUUAGAAGAGUCAGAUGAAAUCAACGAAGAAAUUUUACAAACAGAUGAUCAUAUCCAAGAUCUCCUGAAGAAUAGUUGAGAAUUCAGGUUCCUUAAAAAGAAUACUUUCAUUUUUCAAGUCACAAAAAUAAAUGAUAAUGACAAGCGGAAUCCCCUGAUAAACAUUUGUUGUGAUGUAACCUGAAUCCAAGGAUUCUAUAAACUACAUUUCUAUACAAAAUACUGGUUCAUCAACUCCAGUGAGCUACCACUUUCUAUACGUUUCUCUGAGAGAGAAUACGACUAUGCAGAACUCAGACUUCCUUACUCCUCAAAGGACCAUGAAUUCCACCCCAACCAGUGCAAUCAACAGACUCCAAAAAUUCAAGAUAUUAAGCAUGAAUCUGACAACAACAUCAACUUGAGACUCAACUCUUGGAAUAAAUAUCGGUCCAUAAAGCCUAUCUACGAUGGUCUUACUUCAGCAACUGACAAUGAAAAUGAUCUUCAGAAAACGACUGAUCUCCAACAUGAAUACGGUUUGACCCUCUUGGAUGUAGACUCUUCAGACAGUGAGCAAGAAGAUAAGCCCACAUUGAUCAAUCAGGUGAUGCAUAAACAGAGAAAAUCAAUUAUCAAUGAAAAGCAUGUUCCACCCUCAUUUUCUGAGGAGGAGUAUAACAAGAUCAGGACUUUCUCUAAAUUUGUAAACCAAAAUGAAGAGGAUGAUUCUUAUAUCCACUUCAAAAUCGCUCAAUCGAAAUGGAGCAAGCAUAAAUUUGAUAUUCCUGAACUACAGAAAGCCCCUCUAAAUAUCAAAGGAAAGGGAAUCGAUGACAACAUCACUAGUGAGUACAGCAUCUGCUCGAAUUUCAAAUACCUACCAUAUCCCUAUUCGAAGACCACUCUUGUCACAUUUGUUCCCAAGUACAAAGUAUACAACAAGUGCAAAUCACCCAUAUUUAUCUACCAAAACGGAUGUAAUCAAAGCAUGUGCUUAUAUCCCACCGAGAGUAAUAUCUUUAACUGGACGAAUUCAAUCAAGAAGAAGCAAAUUAGGAUUAGAUACGAUCAAUAUACAACUACUGGUCCAUUCAAGAUUGACAGAGUUGAAGAUGUCCAUCUCAAGUUCAGAAAAGUCACAGCUAGCGGAAUAGAGGGUGGAGAUGCUUCGAUCAAUCUUAAAAUUAUCAAAGUCUCAAUCAAAGAGAUAGAGUCGACUUUCCAUGUAGAAUUCACAGAAGAAGACUUCACACCUCCCUACAGAAUUGAAAACAUGACAAGGCACAAUCUCCUAGUCACUCAGCCAGCUUCAAAAGCUGAAGAAUACGAUGUCAUAAACUCUUACCAAAUAAUCAACUACGCCUUGAGUCAUCCCAUGAACGAAAAGUCAAUAAAAAUUGAUCUGAAAACGAAUAUAGGUCAGAUUCAUAUCUCUGACAUCUACCUUGGCUCGUUCAAAAAUCACGAACGAAUAAUGAUCGUUGACAAGAAGAACAAGGUUAAUUUCAUUAUCACAAUCACUCGUAAUGAAGCAACCAAGAUUAUCAGAGUUCAGGAGGAAUAUGAGUUCCAGAUAGAGGCUCAAGAGGAGGAAGACCAACUCCAACGCAGAGGGUUUCUGUAUGAUAUCAGGAUUCCAAAGUUCGGUAUUUCAUUGGUAGACUCGACAGCUCCUGAAGAAAUUGCCUACAUAUACUUUAAGAAUAUUGAUGCCACUUUUGAGAUCACCAAGAAUUAUCAGAAAUUCAAGCUCUCUGUGCUCGCCAUACAGAUAGAUGACCAAGUUGGAAAUGAAAAUGAGUGCAUAGUAUUGAAGAAGAACGGAGGUAGAGGCAAGAAUUUUAUUGAACUAAGCUGGUGGCUCGUUAAUAAUAAAGGAUAUGAACAUGUUAUACACUAUAAAGAGCUCCAUCUCAAGGUUCAUCCAAUCGAGCUUUACCUAAAUGGUAACUUCUGAUCCAACCUGUUUCAGUAUUCUGAGUCUCUACUUUCUAAUUUAUCUAUUUUAAUGAACCAGAAUGACGAUGCUAUAAAGAAACAAGAUUUUACUGAUAUGGUCCCUGAUAUAGUUAAAGACAAAGCAGACCAGCUCAAGAAUAGCAUAUACUUCGAAAGUCUGUUUAUUGAUAAAAUGAGAAUCAAAUUCUCAUUUACAAGUAACCCUGAUUUUCUGAAUCAGGCUCUUUUUAGCCCAACACUAAAAUUCUUAAUUGCAAUGAUGAUGAAUAUGAAGCAAGUUGAGCUGCAUUUCCAAAGAUAUACAAUUGCUUCUGAUCCAGUUAGUAUUCCUGUGUUCAUCUCAAAUAUUAAGAACCAUUACUUGAAUGAAUGCUUCUCUCACAAACAGUUGCUCAGAGUGCUAUCUUCUCUCGGACUUCUAGGAAACCUACAUGAGACAAUAAAUAACUUUAAAAUAGCUAUUAUCGCUCUGAUUGAGAAUCCCAACAGAGACGGCAACUACUUGAUAGUAGGAAUAGCAGGGAACCUUUAUAACUUCUUAAGAUACACCCUGUAUGCUGUCAGUAACACACUGACAGAGAUCGCUGAUAGUGUUUUCAAUGGGCUAAACUCACUUAUAAGUCAUAGAAGAUCAACCCAAACCCUUGACACAAAUACAGAUAAUUCCUUAGACAUUGAACAAGAGUUUUUGGAUAACAUCAACUCCAUUGCGGGUGCUCUAGAUACUCAGAACAAGAUUUGGCUGAAUUCUUUCCUCCAACUAGAAAACUACCAAAAUCAAGAUAUGGCUAAAUCUACUCACCAGAUUCAAACAGAGGACCAAAAAGUUGAUGAAGUUGAUAUUGAAGCACCAAAGAUUGAACUAGAAACAAAAUCGAAAAGAGACAAGAUAAUUGAUAAAAUCUCAUCUAUUCGUGGAUUCCCUGUGAGUCUCAAGCACAUUCCGAUAGCAGUGCUGUAUGCUAUUUAUCAAUUCAUCAAGAAGAUCAACAGGAAGGUUAAAUACAACAAAGGGCAAGAUGUUGAUAGGAGGGUUAGGAACCCUAGAUACUUUGGAUAUACAAAAGAACUUGAAAACUAUUCUUACAAAAAGGCACUCGCCAUCAAGAUUGUGCCAAUUGACGAUAUCACAGAUAUUUUCACUUUCAACAAGACAGAGAUGAUUUUGACUGAGAACAGGGUCCUAUGUAUCACUCAGGGCUCUGAGAUGGAAGAUCUGAACUACUGGACUCUGAAAUACUCCGAUAUACUAAGUGUAAAGCUUUCAUUGGAGAAAUCAUUUUACGAAAAUGACUCUGAAUCAAUCAACACUAGCAAAGAAGUCCAGUCAAGAAAAGUAGUUAGCAAUGAUGAGACAAGAGACAGUCAGGAUAAAUCUGUUGUUGAAAACGGUGCGAAGUUCAAGAUAGAUAUUUUGUAUUACAAUGAUACCUUCCAAUUUGGAAAUAAAGAGAUUUAUGACACGUUCAAAAAUAAAAAGUCUGCUAGACAAGCUGUAAGCAAAUUCAUGAAGGAAAUUCACAUCAGAAUUGGAGAGAUGGCAAGAAUUUCGUCAGCUCCAUUUACACUACAAGAUAUUAUAGAAGAAUAA